Molecule: messenger RNA, 1507 nt
Organism: Saccostrea cuccullata (small rock oyster)
Lineage: Eukaryota; Metazoa; Mollusca; Bivalvia; Ostreida; Ostreidae
Product: NAD(+) hydrolase sarm1-like
Exons: 6
Coding region: 34-705 (223 amino acids)
Biological process (GO): signal transduction; response to axon injury; negative regulation of MyD88-independent toll-like receptor signaling pathway
Cellular component (GO): dendrite
Molecular function (GO): NAD+ nucleosidase activity; signaling adaptor activity
Source: RefSeq, a predicted model, not a curated record
AAAAAGAUUUCACAGAAAAUUUCAGAAGAUUCCAUGUACAAUAUCCAAGCUAAAACACAAGCCACAAGGAGCUCAGAAAGCAGUAUGGAGAGUGUGGACGCUAUGGAUGGAUCGACAAACACCAUCUCCCGACCCAUCGACGUCUUCAUCAGCUACCGACGGGUCAACGGGUCACAGCUCGCCAGUUUACUGAAGGUACACCUCCAGCUGAGAGGAUUCUCUGUAUUUCUGGACAUUGAGAAGCUGAAGGCAGGAAAGUUUGAUGAAAAUCUCCUGAACAGUGUGAGACUGGCCAAAAACUUCAUUCUAGUUCUGACUCCUAACGCCCUGGACAGGUGUAUGGGGGAUGACGAACAAAAUGACUGGGUACACAAGGAGAUUGUCGCAGCGAUGGAAAAUGGCUGUAACAUCAUUCCCCUCUUGGACAGCUUUCACUGGCCGCCAUCUGAGAAGCUUCCACAGGACAUGAGACAGAUAACAUUCUUCAAUGGAAUAAGAUGGAUCCAUGACUACCAGGAUGCGUGCGUAGACAAGCUGGAGAAAUUUCUUCGCGGGGAAAUCAGUACGACACAUAAACGGGCUGCACUCUUUCAGAUGGGUUCCUCUUCUGAAGGGGUGGUUGAUGGGGGUAAAUACAGCUCCAGCGAAGAAAGUAGUCCCAGCAUCGAUGUGUCACCCAAUCGUGAUGUCUCUUACAGCAGCUGAUUGCUGAUAAUUUAUCGCCCAUUGCACGAAGCAUGUAUACAUGUAGAAUUUUUUGUCCACAGAAUUUGAAUUAUAAAUCUGAAUGGCAAUUGGAAGUUCACAUAUUAAUUUUUGUUUUGAAUGCAUAAAAACAGAGUACAAUGUAAUGCCAAAAGUUUAUUAAUAUAAUAUCAACUAUCAACCAGUAAAUGAAAUUUUUUGAUUUUUUUUAACAAAAUUAUGUUUGUCUCUGUAAAAUGAUCAAUCACCAGAAUUCAUUCAAAAUAAGCUGUCUUUACAAUUACAGUGGGCCCUUGUUAUCCUUGAUGCCAGUGAUCCAGAUGGUUCACCUUCUUGACAAUAUCUAGGUUAACUGAUGGUAUUUAUAAAUACCCAGGGUGUUUUAGUAGUCUGAACCCUUUACUAAUUCAUAUAAUUUUCUUUGGAAUACAAGUGUCCAGAAUAACAUGGCUCAACUGUAUUUGUUUGAAAAAGCAGUUCUUUAUUGACAGUGUAGAAAACGCAUAAAUAGACAAUCCAUUCAUUAUUCUUAUAUGCCCAUCUUAAUUUUUGUAUACCAUAUGGCACAUACUGUAUGCCUAAUCUAUCCUUCUGUUCAGUCAUCUACAUGUAUGAACUUCAUUUUUUGUGAUUUUCUAAGAAAUGUUACAAGGUUGAAAAUUGAAACCUGGCAUUUGUUGAUUUUUGUCAUGUAGUGUGCUGAGAAUAUUAGCUUCAAGGGAUGUCAAACAUAACCAAUGUUGUCUGCCUCUCUGUACACAGAAAUUGGUAUAAACAAACUCUGGAAGUUAACAAGGGAUAU